CGCAAGCGCAAAGGGGAAAUAUAGCCCACACAAAUACCUGUCGCAACUUUUCAGCCCCGCCUUGAAUUCCUGACGACACAACCUUCGCAAAUUUGCAACAUCGCCAACUUUCCAGGACUCGAAGAAUCAGUCUCCGGAAACGGUUAAAUCGAUUGAUAUCUCGUGUUCUCUGAACUGCUCAUCAAACCAACAAAAUGAAGCACCUUGCGGCAUACCUUCUUCUUGGGCUCGGCGGCAACGCCUCCCCCUCGGCCGGCGACAUCAAGUCUGUCCUCGAGUCCGUUGGCAUCGAGGCCGAUGAUGAGCGCCUCAAGAAGCUGAUCUCGGAGCUUGAGGGCAAGGACAUCAACGAGCUCAUCGCUGAGGGCUCGUCCAAGCUGGCGUCCGUCCCGUCCGGUGGUGGCGGCGGCGGCGGUGCUGCUGCCGGUGGUGGCGGCGGUGCCGCGGCCGAGGCUCCCAAGGAGGAGGAGAAGGAGGAGGAGAAGGAGGAGUCCGACGAGGACAUGGGCUUCGGUCUGUUCGACUAAAUUUACCGCAUCAUCGACCCAGCCCCGCGCCUUUCGGCAUCGAAAUUGGGGGAAUACUAGCCUCGAUUAUGGAAUGGACAGAUACGGCCACAUUUUCACGGAGCCUGCUCGGAGGAUCAGUUGCUCGUCGUGUCGCUUCUGACGUGGUGAUAAAUCCUAGUCAGUUGUUUGGUUGGCAGAUAGAUAGUCCACCCAAUACGUCCAAUCCAACUUGGUUUCUCUCCCACA
Molecule: messenger RNA, 755 nt
Organism: Gaeumannomyces tritici R3-111a-1
Lineage: Eukaryota; Fungi; Ascomycota; Sordariomycetes; Magnaporthales; Magnaporthaceae
Exons: 4
Coding region: 195-527 (110 amino acids)
Biological process (GO): cytoplasmic translational elongation
Cellular component (GO): cytosolic large ribosomal subunit; ribosome
Molecular function (GO): structural constituent of ribosome
Source: RefSeq, a predicted model, not a curated record